AUGGCGAGCGUCUCAGAGAACACAUUGAGUCCGGAAAGCGACGAAUGUCUGAAGGAUCGCCACUGGUACGCAUUCCUUUGCUCCAGCCUCAUCUCCUUCUUCACAGGACUGCUCUGCGUCUUGAUAUGGAGGAUUUGCUCGUGGACAGUCUGCCAGAUUAGCAUCUUCCGAGCUAGCAAACAGCAGAUUCCAGCUAUCUUAGAAGCUAGUAGCGUUCUCGCAACGGCUUCGAAACAAAAAGCAGACAAAGCGGAGCCAAAAGUCGGUUCACUAACAUCGGCUCAGGAUUGGGCUGGAGGGUUGAUAUCCGGUCAAACAACUAUUGGACAAAUAUUAGUUGUGAUAGUCUUCCUGAUGAGCAUUGCUUCUCUGAUCAUCUACUUCAUUGAUUCAUCGACGGAAGCAGUGGAAUCGUGCGAGAAGUGGAGUACUAGCACGACGCAGCAGGUCGAUCUCAUUUUCAACAUCUUUUUCAUGUUCUACUUUUUUAUUCGGUUUUUAGCGGCGCAGGACAAGUUGAGCUUUUUAUUUGAGAUAUUCUCGCUCGUAGACUACUUCACGAUUCCUCCAUCCUUCGUGGCUAUCUAUCUCAACCGGAACUGGCUUGGGUUAAGAUUCACCCGCGCCUUGCGUCUCAUGACUAUACCAGAUGUCUUACAGUACCUCAAUGUCCUCAAGACCAGCAACAGCAUCAGGUUGUGUCAGCUGGUCUCCACUCUUAUCAGCGUCUGGUUCACUGGCGCCGGAUUUGUUCAUCUGGUUGAGAACUCUGGCGAUCCGUUCACGGGCUUCACAAACAUUCACGCCAUGUCGUAUUGGGAAUGCGUCUACUUCACGCUCGUCACCAUGUCGACCGUCGGCUACGGCGACACCUACUGCCACACGACACUCGGAAGGAUAUUCAUGGUCUUCUUCAUAUUAGGAGCUCUUGCCAUGUUUGCUAGCUUCAUUCCAGAGAUAAUGGACAUUCUGGGAACGAGAAGCAAAUAUGGAGGGGCCUACAAAACUGAAGGUGGAAAAAAACACAUUGUACUGUGUGGCCACAUAACGUAUGAGUCGGUCACGAACUUCAUGUCGGACUUUCUGCACAAAGAUAGGGAGGACAUGGGCGUCGUUCUUGUUAUAAUGAACAGAAAAGAGCCAGAUUUGGAGCUGGAGGGCUUGUUCAAACGCCACCUGACCCAGGUGGAGUACUUCCAAGGGACUGUCAUGGACGCCAACGACCUCCAUCGUGUCAAUAUCAAGAGAGCUCACGCCUGUCUGGUGCUGGCCGACAAGUACUGCGAAGACCCGGACGCUGAAGACGCUGCCAACAUCCUCAGGGUGGUCUCCAUCAAAAACUACUGCGACGACAUCCGCGUCAUCAUCCAGCUGCUCCAAUACCACAAUAAGGCUGGUAGAGCGUACCUGCUAAAUAUUCCCAGCUGGAAUUGGAAGAGAGGAGAUGACUGCGUCUGUCUGGCGGAACUGAAGUUAGGUUUCUUAGCUCAGAGCUGCUUGGCUCCUGGUUUUUCAACGUUGAUGGCUAAUCUCUUUAGUAUGAGAUCCUAUAAGACGUUAAGUCCUGAUAUGCCACAGUGGCUGAAUGAUUACUUACGAGGCACCGGCAUGGAGAUGUACACGGAACUUCUCUCCAACUCAUUUGCAGGACUCACUUUUCCAGAAGCUGCUGAGUUGUGUUUCUUGAAGUUGAAGCUGCUGCUGAUCGCCAUCGAAGCGAGGCAGGAAGGCGCCGACGAGAGUUACAUCCUCAUCAACCCUAGGUACGACGUCAAACUCGAAUCCAACAUCAGGGGUUUCUUCAUUGCAGAGUCUGCUGAUGAAGUUAAGAGAGCCUAUUAUUAUUGCCAGUACUGUCACUACAGCACGAUUGAUUACAAACAAAUCAAAAAGUGCCUUUGUAGGACAGCCGUCAUACAGUUGCCAUCGAAGUACAACCGAAUUGGAGGAACAUCAGUUUUGUUACGAACAAACGCGUUGAAAAGGUCCUCCUACUCACGCAGCAGCAUCGGCAACAACAUCAACAUGUUCUCAGGCCGGUCGGCAGCCGCGACACCAACUUCAACAAUUAGUUUUAGCAUUCCAGCAACGCAACAACUCUCGGCCACAACGACCCAGCCAGCAGCGGUGACAAGCGCGGUUACAUCAGCCACAGAACUCCUGAUGAAUGAACCUUACAACAAGUUUGACAGCACGCUCAUGUUCCACUGGUGCCCACCACAAACCUUAGAAUCUUGUAUUAUUCACUCAUCGUCGUCGUCGUCGUCGACUUCAUCACCUCCGUAUUCAUUCUGCAAUCACGUUGUUGUCUGCCUGUUUGCUGACCCUCACUCGCCGGUCAUCGGCCUGAGGAACCUGGUCAUGCCACUGAGGUCUAGCAAUUAUCAUUUCACAGAGCUCAAGUCUGUGGUCAUCGUUUGUGAUAAGGACUACUUGAUCAAAGAAUGGAAGAACUUGUGGAAUUUCCCAAAAAUAUUUGUCAUCGAUGGCUCGCCCUUGAACCGAGCCAAUCUGAGAGCGUGCAACAUAAACGCCUGCGACAUGUGCAUCAUCCUGUCGGCGAGAAACGCGAUCGUCGACGACUGCAACCUCGUCGACAAGGAGGCCAUCCUGUGUUCACUGAACAUCAAAGCCAUGACCUUUGAUGAUGUGUACGAGCAGGUGAAGAGUGUGCACAGGUCCAACAUGUGGUCGACAAGUGGGUGUCUAGUGCGUCGCCGACACACGCACAUCAAAUCUGGGGCGUCCAUACCAAUGCUAACUGAAUUAGGAAAUGACGCCAAUGUGCAGUUUUUGGACCAAGACGAUGAAGACGAUCCGGGCACUGAGCUAUACAUCACGCAGCCCUUUGCCUGUGGCACUGCCUUCGCUGUGUCCGUCCUCGACUCUCUGAUGAGCACGACUUACUUCAACGAAAACGCCCUCACCCUGAUACGAACCCUCAUAACGGGAGGCGCCACACCGGAACUGGAACAAAUCCUGGCAGAGGGAAUCGGCAUGCGAGGGAACAACACUCCAAGCCCACCUGAAUUCACGACGAUCCGAGACAGAAGUCGAGUUACUCAAUUGAACCUCACCGAUGAACCGUUUGAUGUUCUCGGGGAAAACGCCACGUACGGGAUGCUCUUCUCCUACGCAUUACGAAAAUACGGCAUUCUCUGUUUCGGAUUGUACCGCUACAUGGAUCCGCUCAACAGUGCAGACACCAACCCUUCCGCUAAACGUUUUGUCAUCACAAACCCCCCCGAAAAUUUCCAACUUAUUCUAACUGAUAAGGUGCAGAGGUUCUUUCAAGUUUUUCACAUUUGA
Messenger RNA from Helobdella robusta, 3309 nucleotides. RefSeq lists its product as hypothetical. Gene Ontology annotation, cellular component: postsynaptic membrane. The record is from RefSeq and is a predicted model, not a curated record. Gene Ontology annotation, molecular function: large conductance calcium-activated potassium channel activity. NCBI's taxonomy places the organism in Eukaryota, Metazoa, Annelida, Clitellata, Rhynchobdellida, Glossiphoniidae. Bases 1 to 3309 code for a protein of 1102 amino acids. Gene Ontology annotation, biological process: transmembrane transport; potassium ion transport. The transcript is spliced from 22 exons.